This is a messenger RNA of Cynara cardunculus var. scolymus (artichoke), 1976 nucleotides long. RefSeq names its product hexokinase-2. The record is from RefSeq and is a predicted model, not a curated record. NCBI's taxonomy places the organism in Eukaryota, Viridiplantae, Streptophyta, Magnoliopsida, Asterales, Asteraceae. The coding region runs from base 243 to 1736 and encodes 497 amino acids. The transcript is spliced from 9 exons. Gene Ontology annotation, molecular function: D-glucose binding; glucokinase activity; ATP binding. Gene Ontology annotation, biological process: intracellular glucose homeostasis; glucose 6-phosphate metabolic process; glycolytic process. Gene Ontology annotation, cellular component: mitochondrion; cytosol.
GAUAUUAUUGUCUCUUUUACCCUACUCUUUCACACUCAUUCAUGUCCCCAAAUUCUAUGUUUUUGAAGCUCCCAUUUCUUUUCAUUUAGUGGGGUUCCACCCAAAACCACAAAUUCAACUCAAAUCAAGUUCAAAUCUUUGAUUUCUAUAAGGGUUUCAAGAAAAAGCUUCAUCUUUGUGUUUUCUGUUUGUGGAUUUCUCUUUCCUCGAUCCGUGUGUUUCAGCUCUGCAAAUUUCAUAAUAUGGGUAAGGUAACGGUGGCGGCGGCGGUGGUUUGCGCCGCUGCUGUCUCUGCGGCGGCGGUCUUGGUGGUUCGCCAUCGGAUGCGGAACUCCGGGAAGUGGGCAAAGGCUAUGGAAAUACUGAGGGUGUUUGAAGACAAGUGUGGGACUCCGGUAGCCAAGCUCCGGCAAGUUGCCGAUGCUAUGACCGUCGAGAUGCACGCCGGACUUGCCUCCGAUGGCGGCAGCAAGCUCAAGAUGCUUAUCAGCUACGUUGAUAACCUCCCUACUGGGGACGAAACUGGAAUUUUCUAUGCUCUUGAUCUCGGGGGUACAAACUUUCGUGUUCUUCGUGUGAAGUUGGGUGGACCGGAAAAUGUGAAGAAAGAAUUUCAAGAAGUUUCGAUUCCUCCGAAUCUGAUGAUUGGGAAAUGUGAAGAUUUAUUUGAUUUCAUCGCUGGAGAACUUGCGAAAUUUGUGGCUACGGAGGGCGAAGAAAUGCAAAUUCCGGCUGGCACUCAGCGAGAACUCGGGUUUACGUUUUCAUUUCCCGUCAAGCAAUCAUCAAUUGCAGGAGGGACUCUGGUUCGAUGGACAAAAGGCUUCAACAUUGAGGAUGCAGUCGGGCAGGAUGUCGUGGAGGAGCUGACGAAAUCGAUGGAAAGGGUUGGCCUUGAUAUGCGUGUUGCCGCGUUGGUGAAUGAUACGGUCGGAACUUUAGCAGGGGGACGAUAUAGUAAUCCCGAUGUACUUGCUGCUGUUAUAUUAGGUACCGGAACUAAUGCUGCAUAUGUGGAGCGAGCAAACGCGAUCCCCAAAUGGCAAGGCCUGCUUCCCAAAUCGGGAGAGAUGGUUAUAAACAUGGAAUGGGGCAACUUCCGAUCGUCCCAUCUUCCGUUGACGGAGUAUGACGAAAAUCUUGAUACCGAUAGCUUAAACCCCGGAGAACAGAUAUUCGAGAAGAUAAUUUCUGGCAUGUAUUUGGGAGAAAUCGUGAGGCGGGUCUUGUUGAAAAUGGCUGAAGAAGCCGAGUUUUUCGGUGAUAUCGUACCAUCCAAACUGCAAAAGCCGUUCAUAUUAAGGACCCCGGAUAUGUCUGCGAUGCACCAUGACUCGACCCCCGACCUCAAAGUGGUUGCAGCCAAGUUGAAAGAUGUUCUUGAGAUAUCCAACACUUCUCUAAAGAUGAGAAAAGUGAUUGUGGAGCUCUGCGAUAUCGUUGCGACUCGCGGUGCUCGCCUCUCGGCAGCCGGAAUCCUCGGAAUCCUCCAAAAAAUCGGUAGGGAUACCGUCAGAGAAGGAGAGGAAAACCAGAAAUCCGUGAUCGCAAUGGACGGCGGGCUGUUCGAACACUACACAAAGUUCCGGGACACGAUGCGAAACGCGAUGAACGAGCUGUUAGGCGAAGAAGCUUCUAAGAACAUGGUGAUCGAGCUAUCGAACGACGGUUCUGGGCUUGGAGCGGCCCUGCUUGCGGCCUCUCAUUCCCAAUAUCGUGAAUACAUCGAGUCUUGAUGUAUCUUUUUUGUACAUUUGUCACGUUUUUUUUUCCGCCGGCCAGGGGUUUUUCGAGGACCUUUUUGUCUUUUUGACAUUUGUUUGCAAGAGUCCUCCCCAUAAGUUAUGGGGGCUGCAACAUACAAGGGCAGACCCUUGAUCUCUUGUAUUGUUGUUUUAAGGUUAUUGUUAUUAUCAUAUCAUAGCGAAUAAAUCAAGACAUUGGAAACUCGAUAUGUCAAAAAGUCGCAGGUUUGA